Messenger RNA from Zophobas morio, 1777 nucleotides. It is a transcript of the gene PCID2, whose product is annotated as PCI domain-containing protein 2. The transcript has 2 exons. The record is from RefSeq and is a predicted model, not a curated record. Gene Ontology annotation, biological process: poly(A)+ mRNA export from nucleus; transcription elongation by RNA polymerase II; post-transcriptional tethering of RNA polymerase II gene DNA at nuclear periphery. Bases 152 to 1348 code for a protein of 398 amino acids. Lineage: Eukaryota; Metazoa; Arthropoda; Insecta; Coleoptera; Tenebrionidae. Gene Ontology annotation, cellular component: transcription export complex 2. Gene Ontology annotation, molecular function: double-stranded DNA binding; RNA binding.
UUAUUUUUGACACUGUUGACAUUUCGAUGUUUGUGUUUUUAGAGCGUCGGUCGAACAAAAAACGCUCAAUUUUAAAAGAAACACGGUAAACCCAUCUUAUUUAAGCAUAAAUUAGAUAUGUAAACGCGUUACCACACGUAUUUGAACAAAAAUGACUUUUAUGUCGGUUGCUCAUUACUUGCAACUGGUGGAGAAGUACUGGCGGUCGCAAGACGGCGCAAAAAUCGCCACCUAUUUAUCCCUGCGGCACGAACAUGCAGGUUAUGCUAACUACCAUGUGGAAAGCCCGGAGGGGAUUGUUGAGCGUUUUCUUACCACCCCCAUUGACGAGUUGGUUGUUUUACACCUAAAGUGUUUGUUUGCCAUCAGCCAGAACGAUUAUCAGUCGGCUUAUAACCUCCAAAGUAGUUUGACUCAAACUUUCACCAAAAUUUUGCAGUCUCAGAAGGAGGAGAACUGGUCUUUGCCUAUCAUGUACGUUCUAUGUUUGGAUCUGCGCCUUCUGGCACAGUUAGCCGAGAAUCAGCGGGUUGGAGUUAGCGAGAAACCCGGAGAGAUUCUUGAAAAAGCCGCUGAGUGUUUGAUGGGGUGCUUCAGGGUUUGUGCCGCUGAUAACCGGUCGGCUGAAGAAGACACUAAACGAAUCGGGAUGUUAGCGUUAGUCAAUCAGUUGUUUAAGGUGUAUUUUCGGAUUAAUAAGCUCCAUUUAUGUAAACCGCUAAUCCGGGCUAUCGAGUCGUCCCCUUUUAAGGAAAGUUUUUCGCUGAGUCAGCAGAUCACGUACCGGUAUUUCGUAGGCCGCAAGGCCAUGUUUGACAGCGACUAUAAAGUAGCCGACGAGUACUUAACGUACGCUUUUGAAAAUUGUCACAAACUCAGCAAAAAGAAUAAAAGACUAAUUUUAAUCUACUUAGUUCCAGUUAAAAUGCUCUUAGGUUAUAUACCUAGUAGAGAAGUUUUAGAAAAGUAUGACUUAAGUCAGUUGUGGGACUUAGUGCAGGCGGUUUGUCAAGGCAACUUGAAAGCGUUUGACGACUUGAUGGAAAAGCACGAGACUUUUUUUAUCAAGUGCGGGAUUUACUUAAUUGUGGAUAAAUUAAAAAUCAUCGCGUAUCGCAACUUGUUUAAGAAGGUCUACUUGAUUUUGAAUACCCAUCAGAUACCGGUUGAGGCUCUGCAAACUGCUUUGGUGUAUUUAGGGCAGACUGAUGUUGACUUAGACGAAACUGAAUGUAUUGUUGCAAACCUUAUUUAUGAGGGUAAAAUUAAAGGAUACAUUUCUCAUCAGCACAGGAAGGUUGUUGUGAGCAAGCAGAAUCCGUUUCCUCCGCUUACCAGUUUAUCAUAGUCUCCUAUGACAGGUUUACUUUGCUGAGUUAUGCAGACUAGGUUACUUGUACAUAAGUUUGUAAUUUAGAAUGUUUAUACGAAGUUUCUUCCAAAUGUGAGUGCUUGAUGAAAGGAGUGUAAAUCUGAAAUAAAGCGUUCUUUGUAAUUUUUCAAAUCAUAUAAAUUAUAUAAAUCAAGAUGGCGGCGACAUGCUUUGACGCUGAGAAAAGUACAAAAUUCGUCUCGUGAUACGUGGGACCCGAAUUUUAAUUGUAAGCGUAAAUCUUUAAUUUUUGAACACGCUCAUUUUGGAGGAUCGUUUCAAUCUUGUAUCAUAUUUAGGUGUUAAAGUCUACAUUUAGGUACACCUGUAUUGCUCACUAAUUUGUUGCUGCUGAAAAGGCGUCAGAGAGUUCUUAAUGUGAUAAAAAGUACUUUUUCCAUGGAA